Sceloporus undulatus (fence lizard) is the source of this 3301-nucleotide messenger RNA. RefSeq names its product protein kinase D2 (gene PRKD2). The transcript is spliced from 18 exons. The record is from RefSeq and is a predicted model, not a curated record. Bases 129 to 2723 code for a protein of 864 amino acids. Lineage: Eukaryota; Metazoa; Chordata; Lepidosauria; Squamata; Phrynosomatidae. Gene Ontology annotation, biological process: protein phosphorylation. Gene Ontology annotation, molecular function: ATP binding; protein serine/threonine kinase activity.
CCCCAAAGAAAGAAAGAAAGAAAGAAAGAAAGAAGGAAAAGUUUGGAAGAGGGCGAAGAGUGAGUUGUUGCAGGGGAUGUGAAGCGAGAGCGAGAGCGAGGGGCAGAGCAGGGGAUCCUCUGGGCGCCAUGGCUUCCCCUUCGUGCCCCCCUCCGGAGCCCCCGCCGCCCCCGGGCCCCUGCCCUCCCUUCCCGGCCCCGCCGUCGCCCUCCGGAGCCGGGCUCGCCUUCCAGCUGCAGAUCGGCCUCACCCGGGAGUCGGUCCUCCUGCCCUCCGCCGCCUGCGACCUGGCCCAGGUCAAGCAGCUCGCCUGCUCCAUCGUCGACCAGAAGUUCCCAGAGUGUGGUUUUUACGGUCUCUACGACAAGAUCUUGCUCUUCAAACAUGACCCAUCGUCAGCCAACAUCCUUCAACUGGUCCGAGCUGCCAGCGAUAUCCAGGAAGGCGACUUGGUGGAGGUGGUGCUCUCAGCUUCCGCGACUUUCGAAGACUUCCGGAUCCGUCCGCAUGCCCUCAACGUCCAUUCUUACCGGGCACCGGCGUUCUGCGACCAUUGUGGAGAAAUGCUUUUUGGACUGGUGCGCCAAGGCCUUAAAUGUGAUGGCUGUGGGCUGAACUACCACAAACGUUGUGCCUUCAGCAUCCCCAACAACUGCAGCGGGGCUCGAAAACGGCGCCUAUCGUCCACCUCUCUGGCCAACUCCCAGUCCUUGCGCCUUUCUAUCACCGACUCCUUGCCCUCUACGUCCGAUGAUCUGAGCCGGAGUUCGGUGGAGCUUUUGCCCCGCCGCCUGACAUCCUCCACGUACAUCGGCCGCCCCAUUGAACUGGACAAACUCUUCCUCUCCAAAGUCAAGGUGCCCCACACUUUCCUCAUCCACUCUUAUACCCGCCCCACUGUCUGCCAGUAUUGCAAGAAGCUCCUCAAAGGCCUCUUCCGCCAGGGACUGCAGUGCAAAGAUUGCAAAUUCAAUUGCCACAAGCGCUGUGCCACUCGAGUGCCCAAUGACUGCCUUGGAGAGACACUGUUUAACGGGGGAGAUGUUAUGAUGGAAGAGCCCAGCGACCUCAGUGAGGCAGAGAAGAACUCACUCAUGGAUGAAUCGGAUGACUCUGGGAUCAUCCCUGGGUCCCAUUCGGAGAACGAACUGCAGAUGGGCGAGGAUGCUGAUGAUAUCAGCAAACCUCAAGGCUCCAUGGGUUACAUCCCACUCAUGCGAGUGGUCCAGUCGGUCCGACAAACCACCCGAAAGUCCAGCACGGCUCUGAAGGAAGGCUGGGUAGUCCAUUUCAGCAACAAGGACACUCUGCGGAAACGUCAUUACUGGCGGCUGGACAGCAAAUGUCUCACCCUUUUCCAAAACAACUCCAGCAGUCGCUACUACAAGGAGAUUCCUUUGUCGGAGAUCUUGGCUGUAGAACCUGCCCGGGACUUUUCCCUGGUGCCUUCAGGGGCCAACCCUCACUGCUUUGAAAUCAUCACAGCAAAAGCCACCUACUACGUCGGGGAAAAUGGUGUUCCCAGUAACAACCAGCAUGGAGGGGACAGCCUGGAGCAAGCGAAGGCUUGGGAGACAGCCAUCCGCCAGGCUCUCAUGCCAGUCGUCCUCCAAGGCGUGGCUUCUGCCCAGGGCGAAGCACCUCACCGACAAGCAUCAUUGCGAAUCUCUGUGUCCAACAGUCAGAUCCAAGAGAAUGUGGAUAUAGCCACUGUCUACCAGAUCUUCCCAGAUGAAGUCUUGGGCUCUGGACAGUUUGGUGUUGUCUAUGGAGGGAAACACCGGAAGACAGGACGCGACGUGGCAGUGAAAGUGAUUGACAAGCUCCGCUUUCCUACCAAGCAAGAAAGCCAAUUGCGCAACGAAGUCGCCAUCUUACAGAGUUUGAGACACGCUGGGAUCGUGAACCUGGAGUGCAUGUUUGAGACACCAGAAAAGGUCUUUGUCGUGAUGGAAAAACUCCAUGGUGACAUGCUGGAAAUGAUCCUGUCUUCGGAGAAAGGUCGGCUUCCGGAGAGGAUUACGAAGUUCCUCAUCACGCAGAUCCUGGUGGCCUUGCGGCAUCUGCAUUUCAAGAACAUUGUGCAUUGCGACCUGAAGCCGGAAAACGUUCUCCUGGCUUCGGCUGAGCCGUUUCCCCAGGUUAAGCUGUGUGACUUUGGCUUUGCCCGCAUCAUUGGUGAGAAGUCCUUCCGCCGUUCGGUUGUGGGCACCCCGGCUUACCUGGCACCUGAGGUCCUUCUCAACCAGGGCUACAACCGCUCCUUGGACAUGUGGUCAGUGGGGGUCAUCAUGUACGUCAGCCUGAGUGGUACCUUCCCCUUCAACGAAGACGAGGACAUCAGCGACCAGAUCCAGAACGCCGCCUUCAUGUACCCACCCAACCCAUGGCGCCAGAUCUCUGUUGGAGCCAUUGAUCUGAUCAACAACCUGCUCCAGGUGAAGAUGAGGAAACGCUAUAGUGUUGAUAAAUCGCUCAGCCACUCAUGGUUACAGGACUACCAAACAUGGCUGGACCUCCGAGAACUAGAGAGCCGGAUGGCGGAGCGCUACAUCACACACGAGAGUGAUGAUGCCCGGUGGGAGCAGUUUGCUGCCCAACAUGGCCUCCCGUAUCCAGAUCACUUGCGGGUCCGCCGUCUGGAUGAAGAGGAGGAGGAAGAGGAGGAGCAACAGCAGGAGAUGGAGAUGAAGGGCUUGGCGGACCGGGUCAGUGUGCUCUGAAUUGCUCUUGCCAUCAGAUGGCCGAUGGCAGACAUCUCACAGAGGGUUGUGGUCACCCUUCUCCUCUUCUUGCAUCAUCUUCGGAGGUCAUUCUUUGGAACAAGACAACAGCAUCAACUGCUAGCACAAAAAGCCAAAGACAACUCAAGGGAAUGUCUGAAUUUUCACCCUUUCAUUUUGCAAAUUCUCCAUUUCUUCUCCCCUGGGAGAGAAGGACUCAGGCGACAAGCGAUUCUCUUAACUCCAACCCUGUUUGGGAGGAAGACACUGAAUGAUCAGAAGCUGAGGACCAGUUUUGAGGAGGAGCUGACGGAGGAAGGAAGGUGGAGAAACAAACCAAAUGCAUGGACUGCCUGCUACAGUCUGUGCAGUAAAAGGAUCUGGAGAUUCCCUUGUGCCAAACCUGGUGGGUUCAGGAGCCAAAUAUUUGCCCCUGGGACCAUCUGGAGUUGCUGAAAAAUCGCACACACACACCCAUGAAAAAUGCAAAAAUGGAAGUGUCAGUACCUCCACUCCUAGUUUGAAAACAUGUGGUCUUUUUCAUGUGCCACAGAACAACGGAACCCUGCAACCUAUUU